This is a messenger RNA of Prunus armeniaca (apricot), 264 nucleotides long. The record is from the annotation of a GenBank genome assembly. Lineage: Eukaryota; Viridiplantae; Streptophyta; Magnoliopsida; Rosales; Rosaceae.
AUGAUAAGGGAUCACAUAUUCAGAGGGAAGAAGUCAGUAAUUUCUUUCACUAGAAAUCUUAUACAACUUAGCAACAACAAGAUUAGGCAAAAUGCAAAGCAGAUAAUAAGCAACACCACAGAUUUUGAUGCAAAGCAGAAUGGGAGUCGUUCCAAGGUAGUGGAAGACAGAACUGAGGUAACCACCAUUCAUCCAUAUCCCAUUGCUGGCAGAGAAGAGCAACAGUACCAAACAUCCAGGCAGCAACAAGAACCAUUUUCAUGA